AUUUGCGGAAUGUGCGUCCAGGAGUGGGUCGCCGUUCUCUUUUUAUGAUAUCUGGUCUCUAAUGUUUUAAGCAGGAUAAAGACCACGACUUGAGAGCUCUGUCAGCACCAUAAAUGACUGCUGCUCUCACUGCAGUGCAGCUGCUUCUCGCCUGUCUGUGGACAGAGAUCUUUGUUUUGACUCUCAGCCCUUAACAUGUUUGGAAAUGAGAACAAAUGGCACAGAGCUUACGAUUGCACUUUGCAGCCCGAAGAAGCAACACUUACCCUUUGUCAGACAGCUCCGGAAAUGACCUGGAUGGCCAGCUUCACAUCUGCUUCCAAAGACCAGCACGGGUUUCCUCAACUAACGUUGUUCAGAUGAAGCUGAAUCCCAGACAGACUGCACCGGCUCCACUGAUAAAGGAGAGCGUGCAGGCUCAGGAAAGAGCCUGUGUUCCUUCACUUGAGAACGCCAGUAAGAAGAGCAGCUGCCUCCAGAUUUCACUGCAGCCCACGAGGUACAGUGAGUGUCUUCGGGCUGGCAGUGCAGUAGUGGAUGGUGACGAAGCUUUGUUUCCUUGUGCCGCGAAGGAGAGCAUCCACAGCAGUGCUGGGAGCGAUGGUAACCUCUUCAGCAGUCCUGCCGUCAGCAGUGGAAGCCUUGGUGGCUUUGCAGCCAGUGAUCCUGGGUCCUAUAGCAGCGUUGGAAGUGAUUAUGGAUCGUGUGCAAGCAUUGCCAGUGGAGGCUCCUACACCAACAGCGUUGUCAGUGACAGUAGUGGUUACGCUUUUCCGCCAAGCCGUGACACUUUUUUUGGUGGAAAUUUUUCUGCUGACAGCACCUCUGACAGGAAUGUGCCAAACAGGAAUACCACUCCCUGUGAGAGUUUUUCAAGAAGUCCAAGCACAGUUCCCUUUGUCCAGGCUGACGUGGAGCAUGGAAUCGAGACUGUGAAAUUGCCACUGAGCAGGAAUGCGAAAAUUCCACUAAAACGUUGCUCUUCUUUAGUCAUUUUUCCUCGGAGUCCCUCAGACACACCGCCAACUUCUCCUACAAGUACAGGUGUUCUCCCAAGCAAGGGGUCCUACCAAACCUCACAUCAGUUCAUCAUUUCUCCUAGUGAAGUCACACGUCACGAGGAUGGUUCCAGUGUGAAGGGAUUUCUUUCGACCGCUGUCAAUGGACUUCGAUUAUCUAAAACAGUCUGCACUCAUGGAGAAGUCAGAGAUACGCAGGCACUUCACGCAGGCUCAUCCCAGAAGAAAGUUGUGAUUUCAAAUAACGGUCAAAAACAGGCUGUUGGUGAAAAGUCAUCUGAAGGGUAUUCAUGUGUUUCAGUGCAUUUUGCCCAACAAAAAGCAGCCACAUUAGAUUGUGAAGCAACAAAUGGUGAUUGUAAACUGGAGAUGUCAGAAAUUCAGCUUAAUUCUGAUGCAGAGUGUGCCAAGCUUGGGCACAGGACGUCUGCCUAUUUACCAUCCACCCAACACAUGGAUUCCCAAAUAAAACGUAGUGCAGAAUUGGCACAAUCAAAUUCACAGUCAAACAAAAACUACACUCUCUUACAAAGAAGUAUGUCAUUGGGAGGAACUUACCCAAGUAUUUCCUGUUUAUCCAGCCUUAAACACAGUUGUUCUAAGGGGGGACCAUCGCAGUUACUCAUAAAGUUUUCAUCUGGAAAUGAAGGUGAAGUUGACAGUUUAUCAAGAGACAGCAUCAGCAAUUUCACAAAUGGACUAUCUAAUUCUUGCAAGACAAGAGAUGAUUUCCUAGGUCAAGUGGAUGUUCCUCUUUAUCCAUUGCCGACAGAGAAUCCAAGACUGGAGAGACCAUAUACAUUUAAGGACUUUGUUCUUCAUCCAAGAAGUCACAAAUCAAGAGUUAAAGGUUAUCUGAGAUUAAAAAUGACUUAUUUACCUAAAACCAGUGGCUUGGAAGACGAUAAUGCAGAACAGGCUGAGGAAUUAGAGCCUGGCUGGGUUGUUUUGGACCAACCAGACGCUGCUUCCCAUUUGCAGCAGCAGCAGGAGCCGUCUCCCCUCCCUCCAGGGUGGGAGGAGAGGCAGGAUAUCCUCGGGAGGACCUACUAUGUGAACCACGGGUCCCGGAGGACGCAGUGGAAGAGACCAACCCCCCAGGACGACCUCACAGACACUGACAGUGGUGACAUUCAGCUGCAAGCACAGCGCGCCUUUACCACUAGGCGACAGAUAUCCGAGGAAACAGAAAGCAGUGACAUCCGGGACUCCUCCGAGAACUGGGAGAUUAUAAGAGAGGACGAAGCUGCUGUGUCCAGCAGUCAGGCCUUCCUGCCACCUCCCCCACCAGGCCUCCUGGAUGUUCAGCCUCAUCUUGCAGAAGAAUUGAGUGCCAGGCUCACUGUCCAUGGAAAUUCAGCCGCCAACCAGCCAGCGUCCAGCUCAAAUCAUUCCAGCAGAGGCAGCUUGCAAGCCUAUACUUACGAGGAGCAGCCAGCGCUUCCUGUGCUUUUGCCUACUUCAUCUGGAUUACCACCGGGUUGGGAAGAAAAGCAAGAUGAAAGAGGAAGAUUGUAUUAUGUAGAUCACAAUUCCAGAACUACGACCUGGGCAAAGCCCACUGUGCAGGCCACCGGGGAAUCCAGCCCGCCAUCCUCUGGCCAGGGCUCUGCCGGUCCGCAACCCCCUGACAGUGAUGCAGCCCGGCCUCCAGCCCAACCCCCCGAAAUCCAGCAGGGACUCCUUCCCAAAGGCUGGGAAGUCCGGCAUGCGCCAAACGGAAGACCUUUCUACAUUGACCACAACACCAAAACCACCACCUGGGAAGAUCCAAGAUUGAAAAUUCCAGCUCAUCUCAGAGGAAAGGCACCACUGGAAUCUUCUGGUGAUCUGGGGCCUUUACCUCCAGGAUGGGAAGAGAGAACUCACACAGAUGGAAGAGUCUUCUACAUAAAUCACAAUAUAAAAAGAACACAAUGGGAAGAUCCUCGGCUGCAGAAUGUAGCAAUAACUGGACCAGCAGUGCCCUACUCCAGGGAUUACAAAAGAAAGUAUGAGUUCUUCCGAAGGAAGUUGAAAAAGCAGAACGACAUUCCAAACAAAUUUGAAAUGAAACUUCGCCGAGCAACUGUGCUGGAGGACUCUUACCGGAGGAUCAUGGCUGUGAAGAGAGCCGACUUCCUCAAGGCCCGGCUCUGGAUUGAGUUUGACGGCGAGAAAGGGUUGGAUUACGGAGGGGUAGCCCGAGAGUGGUUCUUCUUGAUCUCCAAGGAAAUGUUUAACCCUUAUUAUGGGUUGUUUGAAUAUUCUGCUACGGAUAAUUACACCCUACAGAUAAACGCAAACUCCGGGUUAUGUAAUGAAGAUCACCUCUCUUACUUCAAGUUUAUCGGCAGGAUAGCAGGGAUGGCAGUUUAUCAUGGCAAACUGUUGGAUGGUUUUUUCAUCCGCCCGUUUUACAAGAUGAUGCUACACAAGCCAAUAACGCUCCAUGACAUGGAGUCCGUGGAUGGUGAAUAUUAUAAUUCACUGAGAUGGAUUCUUGAAAAUGACCCAACAGAAUUGGACCUCAGGUUUAUCAUAGAUGAAGAACUUUUUGGACAGACACACCAACAUGAGCUGAAAAAUGGUGGCUCAGAAAUCAUUGUUACCAAUAAGAACAAAAAGGAAUAUAUUUACCUUGUAAUACAGUGGAGAUUUGUCAACCGAAUCCAGAAACAAAUGGCUGCUUUUAAAGAGGGAUUUUUUGAACUAAUACCACAGGAUCUCAUCAAAAUUUUUGAUGAAAAUGAACUAGAGCUUCUCAUGUGCGGGCUGGGAGACGUGGAUGUGAACGACUGGCGGGAGCACACCAAGUACAAGAACGGCUACAGCACGAGUCACCCGGUCAUACAGUGGUUCUGGAAGGCUGUUCUAAUGAUGGACUCAGAAAAAAGAAUACGAUUACUUCAGUUUGUCACUGGUACUUCCCGGGUGCCAAUGAACGGGUUCGCAGAACUGUAUGGCUCCAAUGGACCACAGCCCUUCACAGUGGAGCAGUGGGGCUCCCCAGAGAAGCUGCCCAGGGCUCACACCUGCUUCAACCGCCUGGACUUGCCACCCUAUGAAUCAUUUGAAGAACUGUGGGAUAAACUUCAGAUGGCGAUUGAAAACACUCAGGGUUUCGACGGAGUCGAUUAGAUUAUAAAUAACAAUCUAUGGUGUUUUUGCUGCCACGGUUUUAUAAACAAAAUUGUGACUGAAAAUUUUCCAGGGAAUUACUAAAACUCAGCCACUGAUUCUUCCCAUAUAUUGGAGAAAAUUGUUAAAACAUUAGCAGACAUAGUAUGACAGUCACUGUUAUUUCAGUCACUUCUAAGUAAUGUACAUUUAUACAGUUACUUCACCCUAUCCUUAGAGUUCGAGCUGUAGGACAUGCAUCCAGGUGCCUGCAGUAGUGAGUUUUGUCCUUAACAUUUACCUCUUACAGUAUUUGCCAGGCAGAUCUUCCUUAAACUACUGAAAUUAUGGCUGUGAAAUAGCUGUGAUAAAUGCCAUGUAAAAAGUUUGAUGAUUUUUGAGAAGGAAAACUGCAAUUUGGGAGAAAGUACUUUAAUUUUGAGUAAACUACAAUGUAUUUAGGGCUACUUGCAGCUAUUUAUUGUUUUGUAGACUUACCUACCGCACCUUACCUUACCCCAGAGUUUUGGAAAAACUUUGGAGACUGUAUUACCCAUCAUUUUAGUCUGUUCACUUGCAGAAAAGUUGCUCACUUCUUCACUUUAAAAGUAUUAAGCUUUCAUUAAUAUGAAGCUUUAGUAAACACGGCGGCUCCUGAGAUGUGGGGCAAAGUCGCAUUAAUGACGCAGUAUUAGAGCCUCCCUUUGCCUGACGCCGCGGCACACGCAGACCCACCGCCUGAGUUCAUGCAGUUUGCAUUUCUCCCUCAAACCCUCAGGUCUCACAGAGCGGCGUCUCCACCGCACCCAGGAGAGCAGGUCGGGGUUUAGUGCUCGCCCUUCCUGGUUGCUCCUAGUGAGUUCAUGUUUACAGGGUUUGUAUGUUUACAGGUGAAGCUCAUUUCUGUAGUUGCAUUUUUAUAUUUUUAGUAUCACUUUAGUAUAAAAAACUAAGUAAUUUGUUUAAAAUAGCCAAAGAAUAGUUAAAUGCAUAAUUUGUAUUAAAUUUGUUACCACAUUUCUUAUACUUUCUAAAAAGUACUGUUUACUAUGCAAAUGAUGGUGGUUUGUUACAGCUCCAGAGCCCUGUAGGUGAAAUGCCAUAGUGGAAGCAACCAGACCAGACAGAAGAGCAUCAGGUCUGGGCACGAACCCAGCCAGUGCUGCCAGGCCUGCCAUGCAGUGCUGUGCUAGGCCCUAAUGGCCGUGAAAACAGCUCAGUUUACCUCGAGGCACUUCCAAGUGCGUGAAGGAGCGUGUAAACAAUGCAAGGUAGAGUGAGCAGAACAAGGCAAAAGGCAAAGUUGGUUUUUGCUGGGGGGUUUCUGGUUUUGUUUUUGUUUUUUGAUGGGUCCUGGGGAUUGAGCCCAGGGACUUUGUGUUGAGCUACAUCUCCACUCCUUUUUCCGUUUUUAUUUCUUAUUUUGAGACAGGGUCUUGCUGAGUUAUCAAGUUACCCAAACUGGGGUGGAACUUGCAGUCUUCCUGCCUCAGCCUCCCAGAGUGCUGGGAGUCUAGGUGUGGGAAUGUUCUAGGUCCCAGCGCACUUCCAAAGGUGGAGUGUGUCAAGGCUUUAUUUCUGUGUUUCAUCCCUGUAUUGGAACGUAAUUCAGAAAAUGGUCUCACACAGAAUUAAACCUGUUUGUUAAUGUGGUAUUUUGGUGAGAAGGGAAUAAUUGUAAAUAUGUGUUGUAAACUUUCCUAAAUACAUACGAAUGUUCUGUGAGACUUGUAACAGUACUUUUGGCCAUGGCCCCAUGUUUGUUGGGGAAUAGCACUCAUCAGCACAGCUCGAGGACAACAGCAAACCCAGUUUCCAGAGUCCCUGCCGCCAUUCACAGAGCCAUUCACAGGCGAGCACCUCCGCCUGCACCGUGGGUGUCCGCCUGUGCCGUAGGUGUGGAGCUUGUUUUGUCACCUGCCAUGGGAACAGCAGCAGCUGACUCCACCUCUGUGGGCUCCCGAUUCUUCCCCGGGAAAACGAGCAUCGUGGAGCCCACCUCCUGUCACGCAAGACUAUGGUGAGCUCUGGAGAGGGAACACCCAGAAAGGCCCGUGCAGAGCCUGACAACCAGAAGGACUUUGCUGCUGGCCGCCGGUUGUGCCUAGGAAGGGUCCACACUGACCGCUCUGCCUAGAAUCUCUUCAUCCGAAAGUAGAGUGAUGCACAGCGGCUAAGGAGGCAGGGACUGCGUUUCAACCAGUGGACCUCACCGUCCAGGUUCAAGGCGACGUCAGUGUGGGCCGGUGUGUCCUGGAACUGUCCUCAGUAUGUAGAACUGAAUGUGAAAGCUACUUUGUGAAAGCAGGAUUUUCCACAGCCCUUUAAACAGCCUUUCUGUGAAAUGCCGCAGGCAUCAGAGCUUCAGGAAGCACCGGGUCCUUUCCAGCCAGUGACGUGCUUGCACCAUCCUGUGGCUCUGCCAGAAGACAGUGUUGAUGAGACCAGGCUCCCUCCCGCCGCCCAGCCUCUGCCUCCUGCAAGGGGCCCUCCCCCUCGGCAGAAAACCGGCUCUGGGGCUUCCCCCGAGGGAGCCGGGGGGUCCUUGUGAGAAAGCAGGGACAUCAUGCAUCCCUGGAAAUCCCUGGUGUAGCAUUCUAGCUCAUGCUCUCUCUCGUCAAAUUUAACAAACAUAAAAUUGUAUUACAAGUGCAAAUUUAGUACCACUUAAUGUCAAGAAUUUAAUACCAUAAAAAACGGUAUUCAUUUUAGUUUAUAUUUGUAAUGCUGAAGUUAUUCCAUAUAAAUAUCAAGUUACAGUCCAUUUUGAUUACAAGCUAUUUGACAUUGUUUUUUAAAAUCAUAUGGUAAAUAUAUAUUAAGAUUAAUGUGUCAAAAUUUAUUGCAUACUUUAAAGUAUAAAACCAUUUUUUAAAAAUCUUCCACAAAUAAAGUUCUAUUCUAAUUUUUAAGACAA
Chinchilla lanigera (long-tailed chinchilla) is the source of this 7035-nucleotide messenger RNA. RefSeq names its product neural precursor cell expressed, developmentally down-regulated 4, E3 ubiquitin protein ligase (gene Nedd4). Bases 216 to 4139 code for a protein of 1307 amino acids. The record is from RefSeq and is a predicted model, not a curated record. Lineage: Eukaryota; Metazoa; Chordata; Mammalia; Rodentia; Chinchillidae. The transcript has 25 exons. Gene Ontology annotation, biological process: ubiquitin-dependent protein catabolic process; neuromuscular junction development; receptor catabolic process. Gene Ontology annotation, molecular function: sodium channel inhibitor activity; protein binding; ubiquitin protein ligase activity.